AUGGCAGUGCCCGACGAAAGCCUGGCCGCGCACGCAGAGCACUUUUGCACGAACGCAAUCACAACAGCACAGUACAGCCUGAUCAACUUUCUGCCAAAGAACCUGUCGCGGCAAUUCAUGCGCGUCGCAAACGUGUACUUCCUGGUGCUGACUAUCCUACAGCUGAUCAGCUACUUCUCGCUGGGCAGCAGGUUUCUGACAGUGGUACCGAUUAUCCUGGUGCUGGCGAUUACGGCAGCCAAGGACGGAUUCGAGGACUGGCGGCGACACAUCUCGGACAGGCACUUCAACGAGACGCCGACGCGGAUUGUGCGGAAUCUGCGCAAUACCAACCUCAAGUGGCAGGACGACCAGGCGCUGAUUGCAGAGGAAAAAUGGUCGCACCGGAUGCGCAUCAGCAUGGCUCGGCGGCUGGAGAAGAAGACGCUGUACAAUCAGAUUCCGCCUGACUGGGAGGAGUCGCAGAACCCUGUGGAUGCCACCCGCCCGCCAGUACUCAACGAGGAGGCCAAAUGGCGCAAUCCGCGCGCAUCUCUAGCAGAGACCGCUGGCGUGCGCGACGCCGAAGGAUGCGGCCGGGUGAAGGCCAUCGUCGAGGUGGACCCGCCCACAUCUGAUAUGACAAAAAUCAACGGGUCAAUUCGCGUGUUCGCGGUGCCUGAGCCUCCUGUAGAGGACGAGUUCCACGCCGCCACCAGCUCCAGUGGCCCGCCAGCCGAGGAAUAUGGAAUGCCCGAGAGCAACUCGUUCGAGAUGCGCCAGCUGAACACUCUGCGCCAAGCCAUGCCGAUGAAGCAUUCGCCGCUGGCCAAGGCGAUUACUAAGCCGGCAACCAUGCAAAGCUACGGCGCCGACGAUGCAAAAGCCGGUGGCGUCGAUGAGGCUGCAGACAACAUGGCGACUGUUGUAAACAAGAAUCCUGCAAGCCUUGGCUGUGUUUUUGGGGGUGAAGUGAUGGCGGGCUUCCGUCAAUGGUCAUCACCAGACCAUUUUGUGCUUAUUAUCUGCAUUGCCUCUUGUCUUGAAAUGGGCAAGUCGCUGCCUGGCACUGCCGAAUACGACGAGCCGCUGCUUGUUCCGUUCUCGAUCAGCAACGUGCUGCUGCGUGGAAUGACAGUGCGUAACACUGACUGGAUCGUGGGUAUCGUGCUGUACACGGGCGAGCAGACAAAGAUUGUGCUGAACUCUGGCCCGACGCCGUACAAGCGCAGUCGCAUCGAGCGCAUGAUGAACAUUCAGGUGUUCCUGUGCUUUGGGUUUGUGUUCGUCAUGUCGUUUGUCGUGGCACUGGUUGGCGGUCUGAAAUAUGCCGAGGCUCCGCACCGCCACAGCAUGUAUGUCGACGACGGCAUGGAUAAGGGCACGUACGGGUUCGCGCUGUUCUGGUCGGCCAUGAUUAUGCUGCAGAACGUCAUCCCUAUCGCCUUGUAUACCAGCGGUGUCAUUGCACGCAACUGGAACAUUUCGGACGACCUCGGCCAAGUGUCGUACAUUUUCAGCGACAAGACCGGCACACUGACGCGCAACGUAAUGGACUUCCGCAUGUGCUCUAUCAACGGCACCAUCUAUGGAAAGCAGCUGCCGGGCGAUGAGCUCGAUGUGGUCAAGGGUCGUAUGGCACAGGAGGAGGUCGACCGGAAUAACCCACCCGAGGGCGGCGCCAACCCGUUCUUCCAGGAGCUACAGGAUGACGAAAUGCGGGAGGACCUGAUCGACCCGAUGCGGCCAAGCACAACCACCAGCAUUAUGUCGCAGGGCACCAGCCAGUACGACAGCUCGCCGCUGAUCUCAACUGCCAGCGGGAUGCCGCAGCAGGCCAACAGUCGGCUGCACAGGCGGUCGCCGCGGAUCCAGCCGGUGAAGCGCAAGCAGAUGAUUGGCGCCUACCUCCAGGCCAUGCGCAACGUGUUUGACCCAAAGUACGUCGAGAUCGGAAACGAGAGCACCGGCGAAGGAGGCUCGUACACGUUUGUCGACCCGCAGAUCUUUUACGACAUGAAGCCUGAGGUGGCCCCGCCCGGCAAGACCAGCCCCGCCCCUGCCGAAAUGCAGGCGCCCCUGAGCCCAACCGCCAACGAGCUGGGCUUGGCGUUCUCGCCGCCGCGCACAGUGCACCGCAUGGGCUCGCGCCGGUCGCUGCGGGGCGGGUUUCGACGUGGACCCGUGGUGGUGGAGAAGAGCUUCCAGAAGCAGGUGGCCAGUGAUGCAAACGACGACAGCACCUCGACGAUCCGCAAGCUGACGCGCAUCUUCCAUAACCGCAGCGGAUCGAAAGAAGAUCACCGACAUGGUGCGGCACCGGCGUCACCGCACACUGGCACUGACGGUGUCGAGUGGGUGGCAUCGGAGAGCGCCUUGGCAGACAUGGGCCACUCGACCAGCAACGGAUCGAACGAUGGAGCCGGCCCCUCAAUGCGGCCCAACAUGUCUGACGGCGGCGACAGCCAGAACGGUCUGGGCUACGCAUCUAUGCCCGGGUCGCGGCUGCGCAUGGGCGACGACGGACAUCCGUCAGGCUCGCCGCCUGACGAGCCCGCCGAGGAGAAGACCGAUCUGAGCAAGAUUGCCUACAGCGCCGAGUCGCCUGAUGAGGGCGCCUUGGUGCGUGCGGCGAAGAACUUUGGUUACACGUUCCUGGGCCGCGUCAAGAAUACCAUCUACCUGGAUAUCCACGGCGAGCGCCAGCAGUACGAGGUUCUGGACACGAUCGAGUUCAAUUCGGCGCGCAAGCGCAUGUCCAACAUCCUGCGCCGUCCACCGCCCUACAACGAUAUCAUCGUAUUUUCCAAGGGUGCCGAUAACGUGAUGAUUGAGCGCUUGGCCAAGCUGCCGGCGGCGACUGACUCGGACAUCCGCCCGUUCGCGUCGCGCGAAGACCUCGCGUUUGAGCGGACUAUGCGUGAGCGCACGUUUACGCAGAUCGACGAGUUUGCCAACGCCGGUCUUCGCACGCUGAUGCUGUGCUACCGCCAUGUGUCUGAAGGAGGAGCGUCGGUAGAGAGCGACCGCGAGGAGCAGAUUGCUAUGGUCGCUGAAGAGAUGGAAAGCGACUUGCUGAUUGCCGGUGCCACGGCUAUCGAAGACAAGCUGCAGGAGAAGGUGCCCGAAACCAUUGCGUCGCUGCGGGCUGCCGGAAUCAAGAUCUGGGUGCUGACCGGCGACAAGAUGGAGACGGCGAUCAACAUCGGCUUUGCCGCUAACCUGCUGACCAAAGAGAUGGAGCUGUGGACCAUCAACAGCUCGUCGGGCCCCGAGAAGGUAGUGUCGCGGUUCAAGCUCAUUGCGCGCAUCAUGAAGCAGACCGCCAUCAACGACCUGGCGUAUGGCAAAUACGCCAUUACGCCGCGUCCCGAGGCGGUGCGCAAGCCCAGCACUGCCAAUGUCCAGCUGCACGCUGCUGAUGCGACAGCGCUGGGAAGCGUCUCGUACAAGAUCGGACGGGCCAAGAAAUUCCUGAAUAUCGGGCAGUCGAUCCGGCGCCAUAGCCGCAACCUGAGCAAGAGCAGCUGGACCCACCGUCGCAGCAAGACCGCCGAGACCGUCACCAGCCAGGCGACCAGCCCGCCGCAGGACCUGCCGCAGAUCACACACGCGCCGGCGUCGAAUGAGCGUGCCGAGUUCCCGCGCCUCAAUGACGACGACGAAAACAACGAGCACUUCAACACGGUGAACUUUGACCUCGGCAAUGCCGGCCCGGAGGAGGACCUGACGCCGGACGAGGUGCAGCAGUCGAUCGAGUUCCUGCGUCGGCAGAGCACCGAGAUUGACGGGCUGCCGCACCACUCGGUCGACGGCACAUCGUACCAUCCGCUGAACGCCCUGGUUAUCGACGGCAAGGCGCUGAGCCAGGUGUUUGCCGACGAAGAGUGCAAGCAGCUGCUGCUGGAGAUUGCGCCGCUGUUCAAGUCGGUUGUGUGCUGCCGCGCCAGCCCGCUGCAGAAGGCCGAGGUGGUCAAGCUGGUCAAGGACGGGCUGGACCUGGUCACGCUGGCGAUCGGCGACGGCGCCAACGACGUCAGCAUGAUCCAGACCGCCGAUAUCGGCGUCGCCAUUUCGGGCGAGGAAGGGCUGCAGGCAGCCAUGGCGUCGGAUUACACGGUUGGGCGGUUCCACUUUUUGCAGAACCUGUUGCUGGUCCACGGGUUGUUCGACUACUUGCGUAUGAGCGAGAUGAUUCUGAGCUUCUUCUACAAGAACGUGAUCUGGGCCAUGGUGCCGUUCUGGUACUCGAUCUACUGCCAGUUCUCGGCUAACGUGUUCUAUGAUCUGUCGUAUCUGCAGCUCUACAACGUGGUGUUCACGGUCGCCCCUGUGAUUAUCCUUGGGUGCGCUGACAAGCCGUUCAACUACAAGACCGCCAUGACCUACGUUGCAGUGUACAUGGACGGCAUCCGCAACCGCUAUUUCAAGUGGUGGCGCUACUACGCGUACUUCAUCGACGGCAUCUACCAGUCGGUGGUCAUCUUCUUCACCUUCUACCUGUUCACGUACAAGUCGACGGUGGCCAACGGGAACGGCAAGGUGUGGGGCAACUCGGACUUCAGCACCGGGCCGACCAUAUCGGUUGUGGUUGCAGCCAGUCUGUGCGUCGGGCUCAACGCGUGGCAGUGGAACUGGAUGAUGGGCUUGGCAGUCGCGUUCUCGAUUGCCGUGUGCUUCGUCUAUAUUGCCAUUGCAUCGCAGUUCAAGUACUUUACUGUCGGCGGCGCUGCCCAGGCGGUGUUUGUCACUAUCGAGUUCUGGUUCGGCCUCGUCAUCUCGGUCGUCGUCGCACUGCUGCCCCGGUACAGUGUCCGGGCAUGGCAGAAGAUGAACAAGCCGCGCGAUCUCGAUAUCAUUAGAGAGAUCAAGGUCAUGCAUCGUCCGUGGUACGGCCAGGUGUUCGUCGAGCCCGACGAGGAGGUGCAGUUCCCGCCGGACCCGCCAAAGAAGCACCGCAAGUGGAUGCCACGCAAAGAUUAG
Molecule: messenger RNA, 4962 nt
Organism: Linderina pennispora
Lineage: Eukaryota; Fungi; Kickxellomycota; Kickxellomycetes; Kickxellales; Kickxellaceae
Product: phospholipid-translocating P-type ATPase
Exons: 11
Coding region: 1-4962 (1653 amino acids)
Biological process (GO): phospholipid translocation
Cellular component (GO): plasma membrane
Molecular function (GO): ATP hydrolysis activity; ATP binding; ATPase-coupled intramembrane lipid carrier activity
Source: RefSeq, a predicted model, not a curated record